UUUUGGAUCUUAUUGAAGCUUUGCCUGCAGCUUUACCCCAGGGCAAAGCUCCUCCUCCAAAUCCAAAUUUUAAUAAUGGUUUCCAGGGCAAGGGCAAAUUUAAUCCUAAGAACCCUCCCCAGAACCCUCCCCAGAACCAGAACCCUCCCCAGAACCCUCCCCAGAACCAGAACCCUCCCCCGAAUAAUAUUGUUCAGGGAUUUUGUGCUCAAAGUAAACUUCCACCCACUAAUGGCCUACAACGAAACAAACCAGGACAACUUAGUUGUGCUGAUACUCAGCUAGGCGAAAUUCCAGACGUUAAUCACAUGGUUUCCUCUUUAAUUGCAUCCCCUAACGAUGGUGAUAUAAUCAAAGCGAAUCAAAAAUUCGAUGUAAAUGUAAACAUACUCAAUUUGGCAACAGGAAGCUUCGAUGAUCCUGACAUAGCAUAUUACAAAAAGUCUCAACAACUUAAUGCCCAAGGAAUUAUUCUGGGGCAUUCCCACGUUACUAUUCAACAACUUAACGGUAAUCAACCUCCAAAUCCUCAACUCACUUCCUUUUUCCAGGGAUUAAAUAAUCCUGCUCAAAAUGGCGUAUUGUCCGUUACUGUUGACCCUGGUUUGGCUCCAGGAAAAUACAGAAUCUGUACAAUGAGCAGUUCUAGCGGUCAUCAAAGUGUGGUCAUGCCUGUCGCUAAGCGAGGUGCUCAAGAUGAUUGCAUUCGUAUAAAAGAAGCACCACUAAUAAUAAAUGUUCAAGAUCUAGCUUUCCUUCUUGUCACUGAUAG
Molecule: messenger RNA, 772 nt
Organism: Racocetra persica
Lineage: Eukaryota; Fungi; Glomeromycota; Glomeromycetes; Diversisporales; Gigasporaceae
Source: the annotation of a GenBank genome assembly